Messenger RNA from Limulus polyphemus (Atlantic horseshoe crab), 537 nucleotides. RefSeq names its product glycine-rich protein 5-like. Lineage: Eukaryota; Metazoa; Arthropoda; Merostomata; Xiphosura; Limulidae. The transcript is spliced from 3 exons. The record is from RefSeq and is a predicted model, not a curated record. The coding region runs from base 1 to 537 and encodes 178 amino acids.
AUGGCUAUCAAAAAGCAGGCUUUCAUUGUGCUGUCGUUCCUGGUAGCAACAAUCUUUGUGGAAGGAAAGCCGGUGGAUGGAAAAUCAAAGUCUGAAGACGAACUAAACGCUGAGGCUACAGGCUACGGAAUCGGUGGUUACGGAGGUGGUGGCGGUGGUGGUGGUGGAGGUGGACUUACUCUUGGAGUUGCUACUGUUGGCCUUGGUGGGCUCGGAGGUGGUGGAGGAUAUGGAGGCGGCGGUGGUUAUGGAGGUGGACUUGGAGGAGGUGCUGGAUUAGGCGGUGGAUUUGGAGGAGGUGCUGGAUUAGGCGGUGGAUUUGGAGGUGGAGGUGGGUUUGGAGGAGGAGGAGGUGCUGGAUUAGGAGGUGGAUUUGGAGGAGGAAGUGGAUUUGGAGGUGGAGGUGGAGGUGGAUUUGGAGGUGGAAUAGGAGGCGGAAUUGGAGGGGGUGGUGGUACCGUUUUAGGUCUUCUUGCCGUCCCACUCAGUUUGCAAACUGGAGGCGGUGGUGGUGGUUACAGAGUAUGGUGGGAUUAA